AUGGGUCCCACUAGCCCUCGACAAAAAUCACAUGACCCACACAACCGGCUGCCCGAAUUCACGGUAAGCCAAAAGUUCGACACGACCGUUCAGUCCAACCCGCAGCGCACCUCCGUCUAUCACCGUUCGUCGUCGACCUCAGACAACACAACCGCCAAAAUGGAGAACGAGAAGGGAGAAAUCGUCGAUCUCUACGUCCCCCGCAAGUGCAGCGCCACCAACCGCAUCAUCAAGGCCAACGACCACGCCUCCGUCCAGAUCUCCAUCGGCAAGGUUGACGAGAACGGCCGCUACACCGGCGAGAACCAGACCUAUGCUCUGUGCGGCUUCAUCCGUGCCCGCGGCGAGAGUGACGACUCCUUCAACCGCCUUACCCAGCGCGAUGGAUACAUCCGGAACGUGUGGACUGCCAGCCGUCAGCGGUAA
Messenger RNA from Aspergillus puulaauensis, 426 nucleotides. It is a transcript of the gene rps21, whose product is annotated as 40S ribosomal eS21 domain-containing protein. The record is from RefSeq and is a predicted model, not a curated record. The coding region runs from base 1 to 426 and encodes 141 amino acids. Gene Ontology annotation, biological process: endonucleolytic cleavage to generate mature 3'-end of SSU-rRNA from (SSU-rRNA, 5.8S rRNA, LSU-rRNA); translation; endonucleolytic cleavage in ITS1 to separate SSU-rRNA from 5.8S rRNA and LSU-rRNA from tricistronic rRNA transcript (SSU-rRNA, 5.8S rRNA, LSU-rRNA). Gene Ontology annotation, molecular function: structural constituent of ribosome. Lineage: Eukaryota; Fungi; Ascomycota; Eurotiomycetes; Eurotiales; Aspergillaceae. The transcript is spliced from 2 exons. Gene Ontology annotation, cellular component: cytosolic small ribosomal subunit; ribosome.